UGGUGACAGUUGUGCGAUUAUGAGCGAUUCACGGUGAAACAAGUUUCGAAAAAUUUCCUCUUGCCGAACGUACAUGGUCUCACUAAGCAGAGUUUUCUCGCAAUGAAGGUGAACCCGACAAGCGCCAACGAAUCAGCCUCUAUGUCGCAGCCGGUCCAGGAUGCAGAGCAGGGCCCAUCCUCGACACCGUCGCUCCUAUCCGAUCUCCAUAGCAACGAAAUCGGCGAGAUAACCGAGAUGCCGGAUUACGAGAACUUGUGCACGUCCGCGGUGCUGCACUACUGCAAGCACAAAAUACUGAAGCCCUACCUGGGCCUACUGAGCGUCAUGGGCCUGAGGCCCAACACCGAGGGAAUCGAGCGCUCGGCCUGCCUCAACUGCCUGAUCCACUACCACACCUUCCAGGUCGUCAUUUUCAUGUGCAUCGGCUACGUCCUGCAGUUCUUGGCCUGCUACAGGAGGGACCGAGGCUUUUGCUACAAGGCACCGCUGAUCCAGACCGAGUGGCUGUCAUCGAGUACUCGAGGAGGCGACGACUACGACAAGCUGUGCUACGGUAGCCCGGCGUUCGCUUACUUCGUCCCGAGUAGCCUGCACCUGAUCGCCUACCUGUACACGGUCUACCUGUUCCGGGUCAAGGACAACGAGCAGCUGCAGAACCUCAUGGAACGGGCCUUCCUGCUCUCCUUCAAUCCGGCCAACCGAGGGGGUCAGAAGCGCCUGGUCAGGACCCUGGGCCUCUUUAUCGGCCUGGGCUUGGUGUGGCUCCUUUUGGCCCUGGCUGCCGUCAGUCUGAUGACCGCGAGGGAGGCCGUGUCCUUUCGGUGGCUUGAAAAGAGGUUUCCCGAGGCCAAGACGGGGCUCCAGGUGCUCCUGGUCCUGUGCACGUUGUGGCACGACAUGGUCCAAAGCACCAUCAUAACGAGCUACUGCCUGCAGGGCCAGCUGUUGAUAUCGCACUUGAAUUUCUUGAAGAUCAAACUGUUGCAGCACUCCAUGUCCGGGCUCGAGUGGAUGAAGGAGAUAAGCGAAUUUAGAAAACUUUUGAAAUACUUCAAUGAUCAGUACGCCCCGGCUGUUUGCAUUUACACGAUCGUUAAUAUAUCUUACGCCCUGUCAGGCUUGGUGUGGCUGAUCAAGUUAGGCGAGGACAAUCGCAAGAUGGACCUGCUGGGCUACACUAACGUUGUCAACGUUUGCCUCUGGAUCUGGAUAUCCGUAGCUCCGUUUGUUCAAGCGGCUCGAUUGACCACCACCUGCUCGAUGAUGCAGAGCAUCGGGCACGAGGUGCGCGUGAGGCCGUACGUUUAUCAGAGCACCCCCGGCGAGGACUUGGACACGCUGCUCCUGUACACGUCGUCGCUGAAAAUGUGCGCGAGGCUCUACAGGGUGCCCAUAACAGGCCGAUACCUAUGCUUGUUCGUCGCUGCCGGCAGUGUCAGUACUCUUACACUGGGACUGUGUCAAUUUUUCUCCUAGUUGAUUAUAUUGCGUUUGUAUGCACGAGUUUUGUUUCGUUAUCGCUAAUUAUUGUUGUACGUAAAUAAGUACAAGCGCGUUUCAAAUUAAAAAUGCCCCUCCUAGAUAAUAUAAUGGUGAUAAUAAUAUAUUAUAUUGUGGUGUAGUAUACAUAUCGUGCGUAUGCAUGCAAGAGUCUGAUGUGAGUUAUAUUUACUAAAAACACAAUUGUUUCUUCGUAACUUUUUUGCAAAAAAAGUUAAUUCUUUAUAAUGUGUAUUCAUUGAUUGUUUGUAAAAAAUAAAAAUGAAUAUGUAACAUACAUACAUUCGAAAAAAAACAACUAUAGCGUAGGCUGAAAUGGAAACCCGAGAGAUUUUUUUUUCGAAUCAGGGCGUCUAAUAUUAGUAAAAUAAAACUUGCUCUCAAUUGUUUAUCUUUUUUAAUCUUCACCUUGAUACCUCAAAAGCAGGUGGCGAGCAAUGCGGCAGAACGAGUGUGAUAGUUGAGGUAAACUGCCACGGAACUCAAAAUACGGUUUUUUAAACGUCA
Molecule: messenger RNA, 2010 nt
Organism: Copidosoma floridanum
Lineage: Eukaryota; Metazoa; Arthropoda; Insecta; Hymenoptera; Encyrtidae
Product: Gustatory receptor-like Holozoa
Source: RefSeq, a predicted model, not a curated record